AGGCCCAAUGUUUGCAUGGAGCAGGAGGUGAUGCUGGUCGCCCAGAGGCAGCCGUGCGUGCAGGCUUUCACACGCAUGGUUAAAGUGUGGAAGCAAGGCUGCGUGGGACAGUCGUGGUGCAUGGGAUACGAGAGGAGGACGGCGUACUACACGGCGUACAGACAAGUGUACCGGCAGGAUUCUCACACUGUCUACAAGUGCUGCCAUGGAUGGUCUCACCUCAAUGGAGAAGCAGGUUGCCUUUAUCCUGUGUGUAGCUACGGCGUGUGCUUCAACGGCGGCCAGUGUCGCGAGGGAUCCACCCAGCUAUGCGACUGUCCUGCAGGGUUCAACGGGCCCAGCUGCCAGUAUGAUGUGAACGAAUGCGAGGAGACCAACGGCGGAUGCGAAGCGCUUUGCUGCAACACCAUUGGAAGCUUCUACUGCCGAUGUCCUACAGGACUCAAACUGAGCCAAGAUGGCAAAAGCUGUCGAGAUAUUGAUGAAUGUCAGGUUCACAAUGGCGGCUGCCAGCACAGAUGCGUUAACACCAGGGGCUCCUACUACUGCGAAUGCCAGAUGGGAUCCCGCUUGCAUGUGGAUGGACGCACGUGCCUUUCCGUCCACUCUUGCGCCCUCAGCAACGGUGGCUGUGAACACUUCUGCACCCAGCAGUCUGCCGCUCACUUCCAGUGCCGCUGUAAGACCAACUACGAGCUGACAGAGGAUGGCAAACAUUGCAAAUUGCAGAAUCCCUGCGGCGAAAACAACGGCGGCUGCAUGCAUCGGUGCCGGGCCGACGGCAGCAACGCGCACUGCGAAUGCAGGGCGGGCUUCGUUCUGGCCGAAGACGGGCGGACGUGUGAAGAUGUUGACGAGUGUCAGACAGAAGAGACCAACUGCGCUCACGGCUGCCACAACACGCCGGGCUCCUUCGCCUGCAUUUGUAACGCCGCCUACGAGCUUGGAUCGGACGGCAAACAGUGUUACAGAAUCGAGAUGGAGAUCGUGAACAGCUGCGAGAGCAACAACGGCGGCUGCUCGCACCACUGCCGGCGUUCCAACAGCGGCCCAGUUUGCACCUGUAACCAAGGUUACCGCCUCCAUGACGACCAUAAAACCUGCGUUGACGUGAACGAGUGUGGCCAGCGGAGCUCCUGCUGCCAGCAGAACUGCGCCAACUAUCCCGGAGGCUACGAGUGCUACUGCUCAGCGGGCUACCGCCUCAGCUCAGAUGGAUGCAGCUGUGACGACAUCAACGAGUGCCUGUCAGCUAACGGCGGUUGUGAUCACGCGUGUCAAAACAACGACGGCUCCUACCAGUGCUUUUGCCGACGCGGCUUCCGUCUGGACGAGGACCGCAUCUCCUGCAUCCCUCUGGACAAUGCAAUUGAAGCCCUGUACAGCGGAGGUGCCGCCGAGUUGCCUCUGAUUCGCCCCCAGCUCACAUUAAUGCACGGCUCCAGCCAACCUCUGGAGCGCUACGACGAGUACGAGGAUGACGAGGGCAACGAGGGCGAGUUGAGGGCCGAGAGCAAUCUCGCCGAGAAGUUUGUGUGUUUGGACGACACUUUUGGGAACGACUGCAGUCUGACGUGUGACGACUGUUCCAACGGAGGCAAGUGUAACGCCUGGAAGAACAGCUGCGAUUGUCCAGAUGGGUGGACGGGAAUAAUCUGCAACCAGACAUGCCCAAAAGACCAUUUUGGCCACAACUGCUCCUUCCCCUGUAAGUGUAAGAACGAUGCCAGCUGCGAUCCCGCUACCGGGAGCUGUCGCUGCCCGCCGGGCGUGAGCGGGGAGCUGUGCCAAGAUGGCUGUCCGAAGGGCUUCUAUGGGAAGCAGUGCAACAAAAAGUGUAACUGCGCCAAUAACGGACGCUGUCAUCGCACCUAUGGAGGCUGCUUGUGUGACCCCGGACUCUAUGGACGCUUCUGCCACCUCCCUUGUCCAAAAUGGACUUUCGGUGCCGGCUGCUCUGAGGAGUGUCACUGCAUCCAACACAACACUGUGGAGUGUCACCGUCGUUACGGCACGUGUGUGUGCAAACCCGGUUACCAAGGCGACGCCUGCAAGGAUGAGUGCAGCCCGGGCACAUACGGCAGCGGCUGUGAAAAGAAGUGCGCGUGCCCGACCGGGGUGUCAUGUGACCAUGUGAGUGGGGAGUGCCAGCGAAAGUGCCCGGCGGGUCGUCACGGCGACGGUUGUGAACAAGACUGCCCCGAAGGAAACUUCGGAGCCGGCUGCGUGCAUCCUUGUAACUGCACCGGCGCCCCCUGUGACAAAGUGACAGGAAACUGCAGGUGUCCCUCUGGCACUACUGGGGAGCGUUGUGAGAACGUGUGUCCGGAGGGUUUUUGGGGUGUGGGCUGCUCAGAAGGCUGCCCCGUUUGCGAGAAUGGCGGCGUGUGCGAUAAACACAACGGCUCAUGUAACUGUGCCCCCGGCUUCAUGGGAACCCUCUGUCACAACUCAUGUCCCAGCGGCCGUUUCGGUCGAGGUUGCCAGAUGAAAUGCGUGUGCGAGAACAAUGCUCGUUGCGAUGCAGUGAGUGGGCGGUGCACCUGCGCACCCGGCUGGACCGGCCACGACUGCAGGAAAGCAUGCGACACGGGCCACUGGGGGGCGGACUGCACGGAGAACUGCGACUGUCAAAAUGGAGACGGUAGCUGUGACGCGUUGACGGGCCAGUGCAACUGUGAGGCUGGUUACACUGGGACUCAGUGCCAUGAGAAGUGUCCAGGGGGAAUGUUCGGUCUGGGUUGUCGUCAUCGGUGUCAGUGUGACAAUCAGGCAUUGUGCGACCACGUGAGCGGCGCGUGCACCUGCCAGGUGGGAUGGACCGGAACCUUCUGCGAAAAGCCGUGUCCUCAGGGCUUCUUUGGACUGGACUGUCAGAAGAAGUGUGCGUGUCAUAAUGGCGGCCGCUGUGAUGCGGUCAGCGGCCUUUGUUCGUGUCCCAGUGGCUGGAUCGGACCGUUCUGCAACCAAACGUGUCCGAGCGGUUUCUACGGCGACGGCUGUAACCUGACCUGCGGUUGCCGUAACGACGGCGUCUGCCACGCAGCCAGCGGGCUGUGCGUGUGCACGCCGGGCUGGAUCGGCCCCGACUGUGCACAAGAAUGCCCGGCGGGGUUGUACGGCGCCGACUGUCAGCACCGCUGCUUGUGUCACAACGGGGCCACGUGCAAUAAAAGCAGCGGAAAGUGUUCCUGUUCUAGCGGCUGGACAGGAACCGCCUGUGAGCUGGAGUGCGUGGCGGGGCGCUUCGGAGCCGACUGCCGACGUGAGUGCGAGUGUGAGAAUGGCGGCCGCUGUGACAGACAGACGGGACGCUGCAGCUGCGCCGGCGGAUGGACGGGAGAACGCUGUCACAAAGCGUGCGACCCGGGCACGUUUGGACGCGAGUGCAAGGAGACGUGUCAGUGUUUGCACGGGGCGUCGUGCCACCACGUCACAGGCGACUGUCAGUGCCCGCCCGGCUGGAGAGGAAAACACUGUGACAAAGCCUGUCUGCCAGGUUCUUUCGGGCCAGGCUGCAUGCGGCGCUGCAGCUGUUCUUUGGGCACUUCCUGCCACCACGUGUCAGGCGAGUGCGGCUGUCCGGCAGGACUCACUGGCAGCGGCUGCGAGAAAACUUGCUUCCCUGGAACCUUCGGUCCAAACUGCAAUGAGGUUUGCCGGUGCUCUCAAACCAACCAACUGUGCCAUCCGGUGUCAGGCUCUUGCUACUGUGCGCCGGGCUUCCGCGGGCCCAAAUGUGACCAAACAUGUGCAGCGGGUCGUUACGGCCCAAACUGCGAGCGGGCGUGCGAGUGCGAAAACGGCGGCGUGUGCGCGCCGUCCGGCGGCGCCUGUGAAUGUCCCGCAGGAUUUAUCGGCGCUCGCUGCAACACCACGUGUCCCGACGGCCGCUACGGAACGGACUGCGCUCAGGUGGCCCCCUGUGAGGACGGAGCCCGAAACCACCCGGUGACCGGUUGCUGCGCGUGCCCGCCCGGGCGAAUGGGAGAGCGCUGCGCACACGGUUGUCCUCCAGGCCGGUUCGGCUCGGGCUGCGUUCGGCGUUGUAACUGCAGUAACGGCGCCACGUGCCACCCGGCAACGGGCAACUGCACGUGCGGCCUGGGAUGGACGGGACAACACUGCGACACGGAAUGCCCGGCGGGCACAUUUGGCGCCGACUGCCGGCUGACGUGCGAGUGCGAAAAUAACGGCACGUGUGACCGAGUGAGCGGCGCCUGUCGCUGUGCGCCGGGUUACUACGGUCAUGUGUGUGAACACGCGUGUCCGGCGGGUUUGUACGGAGCGCGGUGCCAGCUGCAGUGCGACUGCGCGGCCGGAGCUUUCUGCCAGCCGGCGUCCGGCCGCUGCGUUUGUCCGGUCGGGCGUCACGGCGCUCGGUGCCAGAAAGUGUGUGAAAAAGGGACGUACGGGCGCGGCUGCGCUAACGUGUGUGACUGCGAGCGCGGCGCUCCGUGUGACCAAGUCACGGGAAGAUGUCUCUGUGCGCCGGGAAGGACCGGAGACAGAUGUGAGCUCGAGUGCCGAGAGGAUCGCUUCGGACCCGACUGCACUCAGAGCUGCGAAUGCCAGCACGACGCUCGCUGCAACCCGCGCAACGGCCGCUGCAGCUGCAUGCACAUGUGGAUCGGAGUCUUCUGUCAGGAAGGGGGACCUUCACUCUUUGACCCGGGAAGCUCUACGCAUGAAAACUCCUUAUAGCGCCCCCUCAUGGUGGACUGCAGAUGUUUGUUUGGAAGCUGGAUGGAAGAGAUCCACGUGGAAAGAGACUGAUGAGAUUCCACUCCAGGAAACGAGCUUUAAGAAGUGGAACAAAAAAAAAAAAACCAAAGCAAUAAAAAAAAAAAACUUUUUUUUUUUUUUACUGCACAUUGGUAUUUUGUUUACUAUUUUGCCCUUGAAAUAACUUUUGCAACUACUGUAAAAAGAUAUUUUUUUUGUACUGAAACUUGCUGCCAUGUGUUGUCGUUAUUUGCAAUUACUAUGCAACUUUUCACUGCCAUCAAUGUAAACUGUCCUCAUUUUCAAACACUAAAA
This is a messenger RNA of Phycodurus eques (leafy seadragon), 5040 nucleotides long. RefSeq names its product multiple EGF-like-domains 6b (gene megf6b). Gene Ontology annotation, molecular function: protein binding; calcium ion binding; scavenger receptor activity. Lineage: Eukaryota; Metazoa; Chordata; Actinopteri; Syngnathiformes; Syngnathidae. The record is from RefSeq and is a predicted model, not a curated record.